Helobdella robusta is the source of this 1090-nucleotide messenger RNA. RefSeq lists its product as hypothetical. The record is from RefSeq and is a predicted model, not a curated record. The coding region runs from base 740 to 1090 and encodes 116 amino acids. Lineage: Eukaryota; Metazoa; Annelida; Clitellata; Rhynchobdellida; Glossiphoniidae. The transcript is spliced from 6 exons.
GAAUGCUCCAGAGAGCAAAUGAAGGAACGAUGAAUUUUUUGUUUGAUUCGACGGAUGAAAAAAAAACAGGAUUGAAUGAUUGGUGGAAAAUUUAUGAAAGAAACGUUCAUCUACAUAUUAUUUACACAAGAUUGAAGAAAUGUUACAACAAUGUUUCUUACAAUGCGAGAUCCGAUUUGAGCUCUGGCUAUUAAUUUCUAUUUUAAAUACAAAUUUGGUACACUAUAUAUAUAUAACAAUAUAUAUAUAAAACAUGUAUAUUGACAUGAUUGCACCGGUUAGCAGUUCCGGCAGUGGCGACAAACGCGACUGGCAACGCCACAAAUCAAGUGAAGUUAAUAUUGCAUUGUAGGAGUUGCAACAGGAUAACACGCCGAACAUCUACAUCAUUUUGGUGAAAAAUUACGUCAUUCAAUUUUCAAUCGCAAACUUCAGGAGAGUAAAUUGCGAGUCAGUACAAAAAGUUCUUUGAAUGAUUUGGUCACAAGUUGAUGCAGAAGAACCACCCGCCCACACACAAUUCUUAUAAAUUAACAACAACAAUACUCUCCCACCGUCAUCACCAUCUCCCUUCAACAACAGCCACAAUACUCACAAACUCAAUUUAUAUAUAUAUAUAUAUAUAUAUAUGAGAGAGAGAGAGAGAGAGAGAGAGAGAGAGCGUAUAUUUAUAAUAACUGUGUGCAUGUUGUUAGCUAUCAAUUGGCGCAUAACACAAAAAGUACUGAUGUAGCACAGAAUGCACAAAGAUCUGUUGAACAUUAGUGUAGAAAGCCAGCAAUGCAAAGUUUGUGAGGUCAUUGGUACUGAUGCAACAUGGGUGUUGUACUCACAUGAAGUUCUUAUGCAUUCAAGUCCUGUGAAGUACAUUUCUUCAAAUUUGUACAUGAUUCAAGCAAGCAAGUACACAACUGUGCAUGUUCAAACAUCCUCAUGCCAGUUAUUGUUAGCAAACAAACUGCAGCAACCAGCCAUUCACCUCCAUCAUGAACAAGGCAAGUCACAACAACCACACUCCCAUUUAUCAGGAACCACUGAAACACAGCAGAACAGGAAACAAUCACACAACAUUCAGACGAGACAUGAAUAG